Messenger RNA from Drosophila biarmipes, 1217 nucleotides. RefSeq names its product boophilin-G2. Lineage: Eukaryota; Metazoa; Arthropoda; Insecta; Diptera; Drosophilidae. Bases 497 to 802 code for a protein of 101 amino acids. The transcript has 2 exons. Gene Ontology annotation, molecular function: serine-type endopeptidase inhibitor activity. The record is from RefSeq and is a predicted model, not a curated record.
UUUAGUCAGUGACCAAGUGUGUGGUGAGCCAAAUCCGUUUCUUUCUGCCAUUAAACAUUAAUUUGAAAAUUCCGCUGACAAAGUCCAAAAAGGGGCAUUAGAACGAGGAUACCGGAGUAUUUCCUAUCUGCAUCCGGUGACAACAGCUGCAACAAAGAAGAAAUUGCUUUUUUCGGCUGGGCUCUUGCACUCUAGAUUAAAAACCCAUAAAAUAUAGCAGAAUAAAGAAGCAAGUAAAAGUAGAAGAGCAGACGGAUCGGCCGAUCAUCUAUAUACUAGAGGCUUUCAAUCACUGUGGAAUCGGACACAUUCCGUACUGCCUCUUAUAUAUGGCGACGAGCGGCUGCUGCGCAUUUGUGUUUGUCCUGAACCAGACUGACAUCAUCGGUGCCAGGGAGCAAAGUAGAGCUGCAAUACAGAGCUGACCAGCUUGAGGAGCUACCGAGGACACUCCAGCGGAACUAUCGUCUUAAAUACUGUGAAAAGUAUUCCCAAAAUGGCCUCCCACAGUCACUUGCGAGUCACCAUUUGGCUCUGUGUGGUUUUGACCAUUAUCCUGGAUCAGCAGUUCACCGCAGAGGCUCGCGUGCGAGAUCUGUGCCAGACUGAGCCGAUCACUAAUGGAAUCUGUGGACCCACUACCGUGGGAAUCUACUACGAUCGUGAGUCGCAACGUUGCCAGUACAAGGGCUGCAGCAACCGGAGGCUCUUUGAAAGCCUCGAAGAUUGCGAGAAGAUUUGCAACAACCCGCGGCACGUGAAGCGCCGCAACCAAGCAAAGGCCAAUGAAACCUCACAUUGAAACGCUAACAUAAGAAAUAUCUGUUCUUGAUUUUUAAAGUGCGAAAUAUUCAGACUGAGUUUAAAGUGAACCAAGCUCACAAUAUGAUUGCCGAACUGGAGUGUUUUGUACCUUGAGGAUAAGCUUUCCGUUUGUGAAACAGCAAGCAUUUGUUCUCGCUGUUUAUGUUUAUAAAUAUUUGUAUAUCUCACACUUGAUAACUCCUCAUUUGUUUAACAUUAACGAAAUUUCCAAGUUUAUAAUAGUUUUUUUUAGGUUGUAGAUUUACUUUAAUUAAAUGUUAAACUUGUAAUUACACUUUUCCUCACUGUUAGAAUCAAUAAGGUUCUAAGGUUCUAUUCUAAGAUACUAUUCAAUAAUACGAAAUUGAAUGUAUAGAAUGUAAUACAACCUUCAGUUUGAAGAUAUAUUUUUA